Molecule: messenger RNA, 3424 nt
Organism: Rattus rattus (black rat)
Lineage: Eukaryota; Metazoa; Chordata; Mammalia; Rodentia; Muridae
Gene: Pabir2
Product: family with sequence similarity 122B
Exons: 9
Molecular function (GO): protein serine/threonine phosphatase inhibitor activity
Source: RefSeq, a predicted model, not a curated record
GAUGCGGAAGAGCUGGCCCCUCGGAGGCUCCCAUUUCUGAAGCGUGGGAGGCAAAAAGAGGCGGCAGGUUAUAGAAAUCAAUUUGAGCUCCAGAGGGUCCCACGGGUCAUUAGAGCCAAUAAGAGAGAGAAGCAGAGCCUCGGUGGCGCAGAGGGCCGAUCCCUCUUCUAAUUCCUGAAGGCGGGCAGAGACCAGGGGGUGAAAAGCGCCAUCCCUGCGCUGAGGGGCCCCGGGGACCGGGGCCCAGAGCAUGGCGGACUGGACAGAGACCCCGAGCAUGUGGAGGUGGAGCAGCCGAGGCCGCCUGGCCAGCUGUCAAGUCCUCGUUGCUAGCGCUGCAAAGGCAGCGACUAUAAAUGUAGCCGAGCCGCGCUUGCGGUCCUAGGCGGGAAAAAUGACAGCAUGAGUUCUGCUGCUACCUAGUUUCCUCCUCUUUCUUUUUUUUUCUGUGCUUUCCUCUCCACAUUCCCCUUCCUCUUCCUUUUCCAUCCCUGUGCCCCUUUACCCUGGCCCUUGUCCUCCUUUCCCACUUUUAUCCUCUUCCAUUAUGCCCUGCAUUUCCAGUUAUCCUUUAUCAACCCCUGUGCCUCUUUUUCCUUCUCCCACCUUUGUCUCUCCUCCCUCCUCUUUUUCAUCCUGUCACCCUCGCAACACCAGCUCUACAUCCUCCUCCGCCCGCCCCCCACAUCCUUCCUCAUCUGCAUCCUCCUCUCCUACUUUUCUCCGCCCUCGCGCCCAAGCCUCCGCCCAUUAGCCCCCGCCCCCAGCUGCCAGUCCCCAGCAGCUCAGUCCUGCAGUGAGUCCAUAGCAAAGCACCAGGAGCUGAGAGCACUGCCGGCUGUGCUGGCUAGCAAGUCUCCGAAUGGCUCAGGAGAAAAUGGAGCUGGAUUUUGAGGCUGACACAUCUGAGGGGGGCACCCUGAGACGGUCCAACAGUGCUCCCCUGAUCCAUGUGCUCAGUGACCUUUCCCAGGUUUUUGAGCCAUAUCCACGUAGACCUGGGAGGAACAGUGCGACAGUUAUGAGCCAUCAUAGCUUGGUAAGUGUCAAAGAAGAAGGCCUGGAUUUGAUGAACAGAGAAACUGCAAAUUAAAGGGAACCACAAGGAGGAAUGCAGAUAAGCCACUCAUGGGACGAAAGCUUAAGCCUGAGCGAUAGUGAUUUUGACAAGUCAGAGAAAUUAUAUUCUCCAAAGAGAAUUGACUUCACUCCAGUUUCUCCAGCGCCUUCCCCAACCAGAGGAUUUGGAAAGUGCACGUCGCCAUCCUUGCAAAUGUUUGUGGGCAGCAGUGAGGUGCCACCAAGUUCUGUUCCUAAUCCAAGACAUUUUUCAAGGAGGAGUCAGAGCCCAGUCAGGUGCAUUAGGCCCAGCGUUCUUGGUCCUCUUAAGAGAAAAGGGGAAAUGGAGAUAGAAAGCCAGCCUAAGAGACCGUUCCAAGGAGCCACCAACAUGCUGUCUACAGAUGCUACACAAUUGUCUGAUUUCAGUUCAUGGUGGUGUUAUCAAGGAGAAGAAAUUCCUGCCUUGACCAGAUGUGUGGAGCAUCUACAAAUGAACGAAUAGUUAUUUACACAAAGCACUGUACAAAAGCAAGCGUCCAUGAAGCUGUCAGUGUCUUGGGUAGUAUUAUGAGGCCUUAGGUGCCUUGGGGUACGUUGCCGUCAUGUAGGGGACAUGUGUCGUAGGGUCUUGUGGAAAUGGAAGCUUUCUGUAUGUGACUGCUAUUCUGUUUGCUUUGUUCCCGAUUCCUUAUUGUCCUUGCGUUUGUUCUGUCAUGUGGUGACCUGGUGUUCUGAUUUUGUAUUGUGCUAGAGUCAGAACCCUCUUCUUGUCCUCGUUGCCCUAUAGAGGUCAGUUCGAUAUCUCUAAGGAAGCUUUGAGGAGCUGAAAAGGUCAGUGUGCUCCUGUGCCCUCUGCUUCCAGAAGUUUUGUUGAGCUCUAAGCAGUGUAUAUGCAGUGUGACGAACAUAUACUCUGUCAUUUUUACAAGAGAAAACUCUGACUAAAAUAUUUAAGAAAUCCAAGUGUGAUCUAUUGUGGCAUUAUUUAUUAUGUAUUACACUAGAAAUAGUGUAACAGUGUAAUAGUACAAUGUUUAUGUUGUUAGAUUUCUUUUAAUGUUCAACCUGGUGGGUGGACUAUUUGUUUAAUUUACCCAUUAGAAUCGUGAUAUUAAGUGAAUGUAAGAAACAAACAGAAAAUGUUAAACCUAAGUCUUUUGAAGUCUAAAAUCGUUGGAGGUGGUUUGAUGGUAUUUACAGACUAGAAAUUAGUGUGCUUGAAGCAAAACCUCUAUUCUAAUUAUCACAGAACAUCACUUAACUUGCUGCAGUUCCAUUAUAGAAUCGGGUUUGUUCUUAUGUUUACAUUGUAAUCACUGUCAUAACAGCUAUUACUGGCUUGAGUUCCCAUGUUACUUUAGCCUGUGAAAAGCUCAGAAUCCUCCAAACCUAACAUAAACGUGCUGUUAUAAGAAUCACUCACUUGUGUGCUAUUUUAAAGAACCGUCUCUUUGAUAGCACUGGUGUAUCCACUCUGUUAAUGAACCAUAUUGAAAGACUUUUGCCUUCAUAAUGAUAAGAGAUGAGUUUUUCUUUCAGGAGAUUUGUCUGCCUUCACUCUUCUUCUGUUUUAUUUGACUUAAAGGGACACUUUGCAGUUCAAAUUUAGAGUCCAAAUUUAGGCCUGUUAAGAAAUAAUCGUUGAAAUGUGAUGCUAUCUGAAGGUGUGUUUAAAAUUCGAUGGUAAAAGCAGGAGAUUGAAAUCGUCCCAAUGGUGUGGUGAGGUGAAAGAGGCAGGAGGAUUCAGUUUACUGUUUUAGACCAACUCCUUUACUAAUGAUUCUGAGUGUUUUAAAUUCAUUCUUUGCCAUAAGCGUAUCCAGUUCAUUCUGAUCACUCUGCUCCCUACCCUCCCUCAUCUCUCUCCUACUCAUCAGUCACCACUUCUUUCUACAGAUUCCUUUGCCACACUCUUGUUUUUUCCUUUGUGAACUAACCUUUUGUUAUUGUUGUCUUCUAUUGUUUAAAUGGACUAGAAAGCUAAAUUUGUGCAGGGAUUGUUUGGAAACAAAUAAAAAUGGUAAUAUGCUAAUCCACAGAGCAGCUUUGUUGACAGUACCCCUUUAUUUUUAUAUAAAGUCUAAUAUUUGAAAUGUAGUUAUUGUUACAAAGUAAAAUUCUUUCUUCCUAUUCUCAUAUUAUAUCAUAUAUUUUAAGGUUCUAUUUGAAAACUACUACAAAAAUGAAACCAUAAUAAAAUCCUAUAGAUACUGGUUUUGCUUGAAUGACUUAUAAAUCACUGUUUUAUGAUAACUGCUUUUGGGAUAAUAGAAAGUUUUGUGAAAUGUUGACCUAGUGUAUAUCCUGAGAUUGUGAAUUUAAUAAAGUAUAUAUACGUGUAUAAAAAGAUGGAAUCAUACAA